GUGUAAAUGUUGACCUGUGUAAGGCAACAUCAGGCUUGACUUAAACAUUGAUUUCCUAGCUUUGUAAAACUAAAUUUGCUGAAUUAUUAUUUAUUAUUAAGAUAAUAUGUCGUUCACUAGCGACGCGUAGCUAGCGUGAAAUUCCUCCAAACAGCUGACGUGUUAGCUCCCAAAGCUAAAUAAUGGACGUGGAUCACGGAUUCUAUCGGCAGGUGCAUGUCCAGGCCCACGCUCACUACAUCGUUGCCUUCUUUGUCUUGGUGAUUGGAACAUUGGGUGUUACUGGGAACGCCUUGGUCAUGUACGCCUUUUUCUGUAACAAGAAGCUACGGACUCCCCCCAACAUUUUCAUCAUGAACCUGGCAGUCAGUGACUUCCUCAUGGCCAUUACACAGUCACCCAUCUUCUUUGUUAACUCCCUCUACAAGGGCUGGAUCUUUGGUGAAACAGGCUGUAAAAUGUACGCCUUCUGUGGAGCUUUAUUCGGAAUCACUUCCAUGAUAAACCUUCUGGCCAUCUCUCUUGACCGCUACAUUGUCAUCACCAAGCCUCUGCAGGCCAUACGGUGGACCUCCAAGAGACGUACUUGCCUCAUUAUUGCCCUGGUCUGGCUGUACUCACUAGCCUGGAGCCUUGCGCCCCUUUUGGGGUGGAGUUCGUACAUACCAGAGGGCCUGAUGACUUCAUGCACAUGGGACUAUGUGACAUCUACUCCUGCCAAUAAAAGUUACACUUUGAUGCUCUGCUGCUUUGUAUUCUUCAUCCCUCUGGCCAUUAUAUCCUAUUGUUAUCUGUGCAUGUUCCUGGCAAUCCGCCAUGCAAGCAGAGAUGUGGAGAAGCUGGGGUAUCAGGUGAGGAAGUCAACCCUGAUGCAGCAGCAGUCCAUCAAGACUGAAUGGAAGCUGGCCAAGAUUGCCUUUGUGGUCAUCAUAGUGUUUGUGCUUUCCUGGUCGCCCUAUGCAUGUGUCACCCUCAUCGCCUGGGCUGGAUAUGCAAGCAUCCUCGAUCCCUAUUCCAAAGCUGUUCCUGCUGUUAUAGCCAAGGCAUCAGCCAUUUACAACCCUUUUAUCUACGCCAUCAUUCACUCUAAAUACAGGGACACCAUGGCAGAACAUGUUCCCUGUCUUCACUUCCUAGCCCAGGCCCCCAGGAGGAAGUGCAUAUCGGUGUCACACAGCGAGUCCUCCCUCAGGGACUCAAUGCUGAGCAGACAGUCGUCAGGCUCCAAAACCAGGUUUCACAGAGUGUCCUCCAUGUCUACGACAGACACACAGGUUUGGAGUGAUGUGGAGCUGGACCCUAUAGAGCAGAGCCAUCGCGUGAGGUCCAGCUAUUCCCUUGGAGCUCUGAGGGACAAAGAGCAAAGGUCAUUGGCUAAGCAGACCAAGGGACAGGGAAGCCACAGCCAGCAACAGAUCCACGUCCCACAGCGAAGCUCGACGAACAGAUGUGAUCACACCCUGUCGCCCGACUGUAUCAACACAGUAAUCCCCGCGGCCGUGGGGAAGAGAAGGGAGGAGAAUCCUGAAAGUUGGAAUAACGACAAGAAACAGGAAGAUGAGCAAGAGAAAGAGGGGGAACAUGAACAGAGAGAGGCACAGCACGUUCAGAAGGAGAGAGACGAGAAGGAGCUGGACUCCCUGGACAAUAUCGUAUGUGUGCACUCCCAAGCCGUCAUCAGACUCGACUUGAAGAAAGGCCCUCUGGAACUUGGCUACUGUGAGGAAAAACAAAGAACACAGACGAGGCAGAAAGAUCUGUGGCUCGAUUUACAGCCUCCGGACCAAUCUGCUCAAGUAUUUGAGUCUGUGCAAAGAUUUUUAAGCUAAAUAUUGAAUGUGUUUAUUUAUCUAUGUCGCUGUGUGUGGGUGUGUGACUGUGACACAGCAGAGGAAAGUUUCUUUUUCAAGAAUGGUGACUUUUAAAGUUACCUUUUUCUCCAACUGUUUAGCAAUGCAGUGCAACCAAAUACAUUUGUUUAAUAGGUUAUUGUGCAAUCGUAUACACAACUGUUUUGACCAAUAAUCCUGACACAACAAUCCCGCUGUUCGGGCUUCUUUGAUAUCAACACUGUCACAGUGAAACAAGGAAAAGUCUUACAAAUGGAACCUCAGCUUAGAAUUACCUUUAAAAUCAUUUUCAGAAAAUUAUGCACUUUUGUCAAAGAGGCCAAGAAUCAACUGUAUCAACCAAUUAAAGGACCAACAAUAUUAAUGAUCAACUCUUUUUAUUUACUUUGUUAUGUGAGGAAACAGAUUAUAUACAUGCGUUUACUUUGUAACCAAUGCUACCUUUUGCUCAUUUAAAUUAGCAAUGAGAAAAUGUGGUUACUAUUUCUUGUGGAUGAAAUCAUUUACGGCUAUAACGCAUUUAUGAGUCAUUGUAGAACUCAUUAUAAUAUAUGUACGGCGUCAUAGACCAGUGUUUAUUUAUAUGUAAGUUGUUGACAUUUUGUGCUGUAUCAUGAGUUCAGGCACAAUAGUAAUUAUGCGUUAUACAACACAAAACGUGCAUUCACUGCAGCUACUCUGAAAACAAUGUUACAUAUUUAAUAUAAAGCAUUUUGCUAACCAAAGACAGUCAUAGUGCAUUUCAGCUGGCAUGUGCCAUGUAGCGAGUCAUAAGGACACUUGAUGCGCUAAUGUAUCACAUAUUAUCAUGCGUUAUGAUUUUCUAAUAAAGGCUGCGUGUUCUCAGGAACAGUAUCGGCACGGCAACAAUCACGGACAUUUUGCACCUUUAUCUUCUCUUCUCUUGGUGCUGUUGUUUAAUUUUAAACUAGAAUGGUUAA
Cottoperca gobio is the source of this 2791-nucleotide messenger RNA. It is a transcript of the gene opn4xa, whose product is annotated as opsin 4xa. The record is from RefSeq and is a predicted model, not a curated record. Gene Ontology annotation, molecular function: G protein-coupled receptor activity. Gene Ontology annotation, biological process: G protein-coupled receptor signaling pathway; visual perception. Lineage: Eukaryota; Metazoa; Chordata; Actinopteri; Perciformes; Bovichtidae. The transcript is spliced from 10 exons. Bases 183 to 1829 code for a protein of 548 amino acids. Gene Ontology annotation, cellular component: membrane.